CAUGAUGCUCGCACCAUCCGCUACCCUGAUCCCCUUAUCAAGGUGAAUGACACCAUUCAAAUUGAUUUGGAGACUGACAAAAUUACUGAUUUCUUCAAAUUUGACACUGGUAACCUGUGCAUUGUGGCUGGAGGUGCUAACCUGGGAAGAAUUGGUGUGAUCACUAACUGGGAGAGACAUCCUGGUUCUUUUGAUGUAGUUCAUGUGAAAGAUGCCAACGGCAAUAGCUUUGCCACCCGGCUCUCCAACAUUUUCGUUAUUGGCAAAGGCAACAAACCAUGGAUCUCUCUUCCUCAUGGAAAGGGUAUCCGCCUUACCAUUGCUGAGGAGAGAGACAAGAGACUGGCAGCCAAACAGAGCAGUGGAUAA
Mesoplodon densirostris (Blainville's beaked whale) is the source of this 369-nucleotide messenger RNA. RefSeq names its product small ribosomal subunit protein eS4-like. Gene Ontology annotation, molecular function: RNA binding; structural constituent of ribosome. The record is from RefSeq and is a predicted model, not a curated record. Gene Ontology annotation, cellular component: cytosolic small ribosomal subunit; ribosome. The annotation marks the transcript as partial. NCBI's taxonomy places the organism in Eukaryota, Metazoa, Chordata, Mammalia, Artiodactyla, Ziphiidae. The transcript has a single exon. Gene Ontology annotation, biological process: translation.